AUGGCCGACGCACAGCCUCCAACUGCACCCUCCGGUGUCCCCGCUCCCUCGAUCCCAGCUUUCGCAGACGCACCUCCGAAACCCAAUUCGGAAAUGGCCGAGACCAACGGCAUGGGCUCUGCCCCAAUUGCAGAUCUUGCUGCUGCCUCCGCGACUCAGGUGCGCCCCGGUGGUGCUCCAGCACGCGUGUACAUGAACGAAAAGAUCAUUCCAUACUUGCUCGAGGGCAUGAAAUCUGUGGCAAAGGACCAGCCUGCAAAUCCCCUCCGCGUGCUCGGAGAGUUUCUGAUCCAGAAAAGCAACGAGGUGGAAGGUGACGCGAACGGAAAUUAG
Molecule: messenger RNA, 333 nt
Organism: Penicillium cinerascens
Lineage: Eukaryota; Fungi; Ascomycota; Eurotiomycetes; Eurotiales; Aspergillaceae
Product: DPY30/SDC1 family protein
Exons: 3
Coding region: 1-333 (110 amino acids)
Source: RefSeq, a predicted model, not a curated record